GAAGUCUGAAACCCAUCUUCACCGUUUCCCACACUCCCGAUAUAUUUUCAUUAUGGAGCAGUUCAGAGGGCAACCGAGACUCCCGAAAUUCGCUGUCCCGAAACGAUACGAUAUUCAUCUCGAACCGGACCUUGCGGCCUGCAAAUUCGCCGGUUCCGUUCAGAUCGACCUCGACAUCGUCGACGCCACCAACUUCAUCGUCCUCAAUGCCGCCGACCUCGCCGUUGCUCACAACGCCGUCUCCUUCAAAAGCCAAACCUCCUCCAAGGUUUUUGAGCCUUCCAAGGUCGAAAUCGUGGAAGAAGAUGAGAUUUUGGUGUUGGAGUUCUCCGAGGUUCUUCCACUCGAGAUGGGAGUUUUGGCUAUUGGGUUUGAAGGAACUCUAAAUGACAAAAUGAAGGGGUUCUACAGAAGCACUUUUGAGCAUAAUGGGGAAAAGAGGAAUAUGGCGGUUACGCAGUUCGAACCAGCUGAUGCCAGGCGAUGCUUUCCAUGCUGGGAUGAGCCUGCUUGCAAGGCUACAUUCAAGAUCACAUUAGAUGUGCCCUCUGACCUCAUAGCUCUUUCAAAUAUGCCUGUCAUAGAAGAAAAACCGAAUGGGCAUCUCAAGACAGUUUCCUAUCAAGAAUCGCCAAUUAUGUCUACAUAUUUGGUGGCAGUUGUCAUUGGUCUGUUUGAUUAUGUGGAAGAUCAUACACCUGAUGGGAUCAAAGUUCGUGUCUACUGUCAAGUUGGUAAGGCAAAUCAAGGGAAAUUUGCUUUGGAUGUGGCUGUCAAGACACUUGAUUUAUACAAAGAAUACUUUGCUUGUCCAUACUCACUACCCAAAUUGGACAUGAUUGCAAUCCCUGAUUUUGCUGCUGGGGCAAUGGAAAACUACGGUUUAGUUACAUAUCGUGAAACAGCUUUGCUUUAUGAUGAGAAACAUUCUGCAGCUGCUAACAAGCAGAGGGUUGCUACUGUUGUAGCCCAUGAACUGGCGCACCAGUGGUUUGGCAAUCUUGUAACAAUGGAGUGGUGGACACAUUUAUGGCUGAACGAGGGAUUUGCAACAUGGGUGAGCUAUUUAGCAGCUGAUAGUUUGUUUCCACAAUGGAAAGUUUGGACUCAGUUUCUUGAUGAAAGUACUGAGGGUCUUAGGUUGGAUGGGCUAGCAGAGUCCCAUCCCAUUGAGGUGGAGAUAAAUCAUGCUGGUGAGAUUGAUGAAAUAUUUGAUGCAAUAAGUUACAGAAAAGGUGCAUCUGUUAUCAGGAUGCUGCAGAGCUAUCUUGGUGCUGAAUGUUUUCAGAGGUCACUUGCUUCAUACAUAAAAAAGCAUGCUUGCUCAAAUGCAAAGACGGAAGACUUAUGGGCUGCCCUUGAGGAGGGAUCUGGUGAACCUGUGAACAGGCUAAUGAAUUCAUGGACAAAACAAAAAGGAUAUCCAGUUGUCUCUGUCAAAAUCAAUAAUCAGAAAUUGGAGUUUGAGCAGACACAGUUCUUGUCAAGUGGUUCCCAAGGGGAUGGGCAAUGGAUUGUCCCAAUAACGUUAUGCUGUGGCUCAUAUGAUACUCCCCAUAAUUUCCUAUUGCAAACAAAAUCUGAAAGUCUUGAUAUGAAGGAAUUCCUGGGCUGCUGUGUUGGAGGGGGAAACGAUAAAAGCGUUGCAGUGUGUUCUUGGAUAAAACUUAAUGUGGACCAGACUGGUUUCUAUAGGGUGAAAUAUGAUGAGAAGCUUGCAGCUGGACUUAGAUCUGCAAUCGAGAAAAAUGACUUGUCUGCAACAGAUAGAUUUGGUAUUUUGGAUGAUUCAUUUGCCCUUUGUAUGGCAUGCCAGCAGUCUCUGACCUCUUUGCUUACUUUGAUGGGAGCUUACAGGGAGGAACUUGAUUAUACUGUGCUGUCUAAUUUGAUUAGUAUAAGUUACAAAGUUGCAAGAAUUGCGGCUGAUGCAACUCCUGAAUUAGUAGACUACAUCAAAGAAUUUUUCAUUAGCCUUUUCCAGUAUUCUGCAGAGAAACUUGGUUGGGAGCCAAGACCAGGUGAGGGCCACUUAGAUGCAAUGUUGAGAGGGGAAGUUUUGACUGCCCUUGCUGUUUUUGGGCAUGAUUUGACGAUAAAUGAAGCAAGUAGGCGUUUUCAUGCAUUCUUGGAUGACAGAAAUACUCCACUCCUCCCUCCUGAUAUAAGAAAGGCAGCCUAUGUCGCUGUGAUGCAGAAUGUCACGACCUCAAACAGAUCAGGCUAUGAAUCUCUUCUGAGAGUUUAUAGAGAGACUGAUCUAAGCCAGGAAAAAACACGCAUUUUAGGUUCUUUGGCUUCUUGUCCAGACCCUAAUAUCGUUCUUGAAGUUCUCAACUUUGUGUUGUCUUCUGAGGUUCGAAGUCAAGAUGCUGUUUUCGGACUUGCUGUUAGUAGGGAAGGACGUGAAACAGCUUGGUCAUGGCUAAAGAACAACUGGGAUUACAUCUCAAAAACAUGGGGAUCUGGAUUUCUUAUAACCCGCUUCGUCAGUGCAAUCGUCUCCCCGUUUGCUUCAUUUGAGAAGGCCAGUGAGGUACAGGAGUUCUUCGCAACCCGAACCAAGCCCUCAAUUGCUAGAACCUUGAAGCAGAGCAUUGAACGGGUUCAUAUUAAUGCAAAAUGGGUUGAGAGUAUUCAGAAUGAGAAACAUCUUGCAGAUGCUGUGAAGGAGUUGGCAUACCGGAAAUACUAGAAUACAGUUUUACCGCGGCCCCUGUUCCUCGUGACCAGAAUGCCACCAAAAUAAGAGACAUGGUAGUGAAUAUGCUGGACAUAAUAACCUUUAAUUAUGUUACUAAUAAAUAUAUAUGAGUGUGUCGCCUAUGUGAGCUUAUUUAGUUGAAUAUGUGGAAUGAAUUAUUAAUUUAUGCUUUAUGACUGUUGCCCUAUAUUUCCGUUUA
This is a messenger RNA of Vitis riparia (riverbank grape), 2903 nucleotides long. Its product is annotated as aminopeptidase M1. The transcript has 19 exons. The record is from RefSeq and is a predicted model, not a curated record. NCBI's taxonomy places the organism in Eukaryota, Viridiplantae, Streptophyta, Magnoliopsida, Vitales, Vitaceae. Gene Ontology annotation, cellular component: cytoplasm. Gene Ontology annotation, biological process: proteolysis; peptide catabolic process. The coding region runs from base 53 to 2695 and encodes 880 amino acids. Gene Ontology annotation, molecular function: zinc ion binding; metalloaminopeptidase activity; peptide binding.